Molecule: messenger RNA, 961 nt
Organism: Camellia sinensis
Lineage: Eukaryota; Viridiplantae; Streptophyta; Magnoliopsida; Ericales; Theaceae
Source: RefSeq, a predicted model, not a curated record
AAGACUUUUUUUACAUAUUAUAUUGAUUUACAUGCUUAAUGUACUGCAGCCGGACAUGCAACAGAAUCGUUUACAGAUUUUGUUGUAGGACAUGGAGAGUUAUGGUCUGCUCAGAUGUUGGCAUCUCUUGUCAGAAAAGUGAGUGGGAUGGAUUGUAAUUGGAUGGACACGAGGGAGGUCCUUAUUGUAAAUCCUAGUGGUUCUAAUCAAGUUGAUCCAGAUUACUUGGAAUCUGAAAAAAGACUUGAGAAAUGGUUUUUGCAAAAUCCAUCUAAGACUGUUAUUGCAACUGGUUUCAUAGCUAGUACACCUCAAAAUAUUCCUACAACUUUGAAAAGCGAUGGAAGUGACUUCUCUGCAGCUAUAAUGGGGGCUUUGUUCAGGGCACGCCAAGUCACAAUCUGGACAGAUGUUGAUGGUGUUUGCAGUGCUGAUCCCGGAAAAGUUAGUGAGGCUGUGGUAUUGAAGACGUUGUCUUAUCAAGAGGCCUGGGAAAUGUCAUAUUUUGGGGCAAAUGUUUUACAUCCCCGAACCAUCAUUCCAGUGAUGCAAUAUGACAUUCCAAUCGUUAUUAGAAAUAUCUUCAAUCUUUCAGCACCUGGAACGAUGAUCUGCCAGCCUUCCGUUAAUGAGUUCGAAGAUGGGCAGAGGCUGGAAUCUUAUGUCAAAGGGUUUGCAACUAUAGACAAUUUGGCCCUUGUAAAUGUUGAGGGAACUGGAAUGGUUGGUGUUCCUGGUACAGCUAGUGCCAUUUUUGGUGCAGUCAAAGAUGUAGGAGCCAACGUUAUCAUGAUAUCCCAGGCUAGCAGUGAGCAUUCUAUCUGCUUUGCUGUUCCUGAGAAAGAAGUAAAAGCUGUUGCUGAGGUUUUACAGUCUAGAUUUCGUCAAGCUCUGGAUGCUGAGCGUCUUUCUCAGGUGGUUUGAUAGAAUUCUAGAAGCUGAUGUUAUUUAUCAAUACUUU